AUGAAAGAGAUCAAGAAUAUAUCCACCGAAGAUAGAAGCGAGAAAGCCCGGGUUACCGAAGACGUCCCAACCAUGUCGAUAGGGCAAAAGAAGAGAGACCGCCAAUUAAUCUCCGAAACUCUUGGAGUGGAUGUGCGAGGGGGAGAUGGAUGGAAAGCAAAAAGCGAUAAUGCAGACAAGAGUAUACGUCUGGCGAAAGUCACAUAUAAUGACGGGGUGUUCAGGACGGAGAAAAAGUUGAUAUGUCCGAUAGGUGUCGAGCCGAUGGCGUCAAUCGAGAAUACUUCUGGGGCUGAAGAAUAUACUAGGAGCAGCAGUGGGCACCAGUUAAGUAUAAGCAAGAUUGUCAAAUAG
Molecule: messenger RNA, 354 nt
Organism: Aspergillus niger
Lineage: Eukaryota; Fungi; Ascomycota; Eurotiomycetes; Eurotiales; Aspergillaceae
Exons: 3
Coding region: 1-354 (117 amino acids)
Source: RefSeq, a predicted model, not a curated record